AUUCUGUGUUUCCAGCCAGCCGGGAAUCGCUCUAGGACUCAUCCGACUAAAGGGAAAUGGCCCGUACCAAGCAGACAGCCCGUAAGUCCACCGGUGGGAAGGCUCCCAGGAAGCAGCUGGCCACCAAGGCCGCCAGGAAGAGUGCGCCCUCUACCGGAGGGGUGAAGAAACCUCACCGUUACAGGCCGGGUACUGUCGCUCUGCGUGAAAUCAGACGUUACCAGAAAUCCACUGAGCUUCUGAUUCGCAAGCUUCCCUUCCAGCGUCUGGUCCGUGAAAUCGCUCAGGACUUCAAAACAGAUUUGCGCUUUCAGAGCGCUGCUAUUGGUGCUUUGCAGGAGGCCAGCGAGGCCUACCUGGUGGGUUUGUUUGAAGACACCAAUCUGUGUGCUAUCCAUGCCAAACGUGUCACAAUUAUGCCAAAAGACAUCCAGCUAGCACGUCGCAUACGUGGAGAACGCGCUUAAACGCACCCGUGAGAAAACCCUGUCAUCUUCAAACCUUAAUAAAAAAAAAUUUAAAUCU
Xenopus tropicalis (tropical clawed frog) is the source of this 525-nucleotide messenger RNA. RefSeq names its product H3.3 histone A (gene h3-3a). Lineage: Eukaryota; Metazoa; Chordata; Amphibia; Anura; Pipidae. Gene Ontology annotation, cellular component: nucleus; nucleosome; chromosome. Gene Ontology annotation, molecular function: protein heterodimerization activity; DNA binding; structural constituent of chromatin. The record is from RefSeq and is marked provisional.